Messenger RNA from Teleopsis dalmanni, 1472 nucleotides. Its product is annotated as ATP-dependent RNA helicase DDX54-like. Gene Ontology annotation, molecular function: RNA binding; RNA helicase activity; ATP binding. The record is from RefSeq and is a predicted model, not a curated record. NCBI's taxonomy places the organism in Eukaryota, Metazoa, Arthropoda, Insecta, Diptera, Diopsidae. The transcript is spliced from 4 exons. Gene Ontology annotation, cellular component: nucleus. The annotation marks the transcript as partial.
AUACCCAGCUUGGAUUAUGUUGUAAAUUUACAUUUUCCUGGUAAACCAAAAUUAUUUGUGCAUCGCGUUGGACGCUGUGCGCGUGCUGGACGAACUGGUACUGCAUAUUCAAUAUUUUCCACAGAGGACACAGCGCAUUUACUAGACUUACACUUAUUCUUAAAUAGACCAUUUAACAUAAACGAUAACAAUUCUAUCGGUACAAUACCACAAGAUAUAGUAGAAGAGGAAUAUUUGACAGUAAAUGAAAUUAAGAAUAGUCAUCAUAUUAGCGGGGUACUACGCACUAGCGAAAAUGCUUAUAAAAAAUAUAUAACUUCGCGUCCAGUUGCUUCCACCGAUGCUAAUGCGCGUGUUAAGAAAUUAAAAUUUUUCAAUAUGAAACCUUUAGAGGAUUUCUUAAAGUCAUCAACUGUCUUGGAACAAUCUGGUUUAGUGAAUGGUGAAAAGAAAACUAAAUCUAAAGAACAAAUUGCUGCUAAUGAGCGAAAGCUGCAGGAAGAAAAACAUGAUAUACUAGUGAAAAUGCGCAAUUUUAAACCAACCACUACUAUUUUUGAAUUAAAGGGAACACAAAAGUCUGUUCAAUAUACGGUUAUGAAAGAAAAGCGUUCUAAGCAUGAAGAUACGAUUGAGAAAUUCCGUACUACUGUAGAGAAGGAAGAAAAAGAAGAACAAAACAAACUUCUAGAGCAACUAGAAAAGGAUGAUGAAGCGGAUGAAGAAGCUAUUAGCAGUGCCUUUAAUAAAAUUGUAGCACCCAAAAAGCGUAAAAAUAUGGAUGAACUUUAUAAAGACAAAUCAAAAAAGAAAAAGAAGAAAAGUAACAAUAAAGACAUGGAAAACUUUAUACCCUAUCAAUCUGCUGAUAAGCACACAGAAGAUGGACUAGCCAUAAAUUCAUUUGAAAGACAAGCAAUGAAUGCUGAAUUCUCAGUUAUAGAUCGUAAUACGAAUGAAACGCAGUUCAAGCCAGGUAUGAAACGUUGGGAUCGUAUAAAGAAGAAAAUGGUUGCAGUACAGGAUCCACGUACGAAUAAAAUACGUACGGAAUCAGGUGCAUGGAUACCAGCAUCAUUUAAAACUGGUCGCUAUAAUGAAUGGAAAGAAAAAUCCAAAAUUGAAGAACAAUUACAACGUGAAGCUGGCAGUGAUGAUGAUACCUUCAAACCUUUAUCCCACGAAAAACGAUAUCCGGUUAGUAGGCAUGCAAGACAUAAUGCUAAAUUUGAAGCAAAGAAACGCAUGGGUAGUGGUGGUGAUAAAGAGAUACGACAUCCAGACCAAAUUGUCAAGCAACGGAUGCGUUUGGAAUUCAUUAAGAAACGUAAUGCUGAUAAUGCCGUACGUAAAGCUGAAAAUCGUAAGCGGAGUAUGCGUAAAAGUCAACGUGCUUCAAUGUCCAAACGUGGAAAAAAGAAAUAGGAUUUUUAUUUAAUUUUUCUUUUAGUUGUAAAUAAAUAAAGUAAUUG